CUCUCUAUAUCGCUUCACGCAGCCAUCAUAAACUCACCACUUCUUACACUCACAACUUGAAAAUCCCUAGAAACUAGAAAGCAAAAACCCUCACACUCUCCAUAACGCAAAGCUGCUGCAUUUUCCUCACUCAUAUUCAGAUCUCAACUUGAAAAAGAAAAGGAAAAGGAAAAUCAAAAUCCCACCAAGUACAAAAGAGAAAAAUAGAAAAGAAAUUAACUUUUGUAUAUCAAUGCGGCAUAUGAUAUGAAGAAGGAAAAUCAAAACGUUUCCGUUGUAGCUGUCCUCACUGCAUUGUUGUUUGCAGGUACAUUGUCAUCAGUGUGUGCCUCCAACUCCAAGCAAACAAGCUUCAGUGGCGAACUCAGCCAUGUGGAAACCAUGUACAUCAAGCAGCGGCAGUUGCUCUACUACAGGGACGAGUUCGGUGACAGAGGAGAGAAUGUCACCGUAGACCCUUCCCUGGUGUUUGAGAACCAGCGCAUCAGAAACGCCUACAUUGCCUUGCAAGCAUGGAAGCAAGCCAUUGUUUCCGAUCCUCUCAACUUCACAGCAAACUGGGUAGGAUCUGAUGUGUGCAGCUACACUGGGGUCUACUGUGCACCCGCACUGGACAACCCUAAGAUCCGCACCGUUGCUGGCAUUGAUCUGAACCAUGCGGAUAUUGCUGGCUACUUACCGGAAGAGCUUGGUCUCUUGGUGGAUCUUGCCCUCUUCCACAUUAACUCAAACAGGUUCUGUGGCACAUUACCGCACCGCUUCGAUAAGCUCAAGCUCUUGUUCGAAUUGGAUCUCAGUAACAACCGCUUCGCCGGCAAGUUCCCUGCUGUGGUACUGAGACUCCCAACCCUCAAGUUCUUGGAUCUGAGGUUCAACGAGUUCGAAGGUGGGGUCCCCAGAGAGCUCUUUGACAAAGAUCUUGACGCCAUUUUCAUCAAUCACAACAGGUUCGUCUUUGAAAUUCCUGAUAACUUAGGAAACUCGCCGGUUUCCGUUAUUGUGUUGGCCAACAACAGGUUCCAUGGUUGCAUCCCUGCAAGCAUUGGGAACAUGUCGAACCUCAACGAGAUCAUUCUCAUGAACAAUGAGCUCAGAGCGUGCUUGCCUUCCGAGAUUGGCUUGUUGAAGAACCUCACAGUCUUUGAUAUCAGCUUCAACCAGCUCUUGGGACCAUUGCCGGACGCCAUUGGAGGAGCUGUGAGCUUGGAGCAGUUAGACGUAGCGCACAACUUGCUCUCUGGGAACAUUCCGGCCAGUAUUUGCAUGCUGCCAAAUCUUCAGAACUUCACUUAUUCUUAUAACUUCUUCACAGGGGAGCCGCCGGCGUGCCUGAGGCUGGCAUCGUUUGAUGACCGGACGAACUGCUUGCCGGGAAGGCCGUUGCAGAGAUCCGCGGCCCAAUGUAGGUCGUUCUUGUCUAAACCUGUGGACUGUAACUCGUUUGGAUGCAAGCCAUUUGUUCCUUCCCCUUCACAUCCUUCGCCUCCUUCGCCUUCUUCACCUUCUUCACCUUCACCCUCACCCUCUUCACCGCCUUCUAUUCCUUCACCUUCUCUGCCUUCUCCCUCUUCGCCACCGUCUCCCCCUUCGCCUUCUUCCCCCAAUGCACCAGGACAAGGUCCUCCUCCAUCAACUCCUACUCCAAUACCUUCUCCACCUAGAAGCGAACCUUCCCCAAUUUAUAGACCACCCUCUCCUCCCUCCACACCACCCUCUUUCCCUCCUAUAAAUACCCCGCCAUCACCACCCUCUUUCCCUCCUAUUAAUACCCCGCCAUCACCACCAUCAACAUCUCCACCUUACACUCCACAUUCUCCUCCUCCGCCACCGCCUCUUUACUCUCCUCCAUCGCCCCCGCCAUCACCAAUCUAUACACCACCUUCACCCACGCAGCCAGCACCUCCAUCUGAGCCUUCACCUACCCCAACCCCAACGCCACCAUACUGUGUCCGGUCGCCACCGCCUCCGCCUCCGCCGCCAAAUUCUCCAUCAAUACCGGCUCCUGAAUUAUCCCCGCCCCCACCUUCGCCUUAUCAUUAUACCUCGCCGCCACCUCCCACUCACUCACCUCCGCCACCCACAUAUAACCAAUCACCGCCACCUCCACCACCCUGCAUAGAACCUCCUCCACCGCCACCACCUUCUCCCACACCUUAUCUCCCACCACCAUCCCCAUCACCUCCACCUCCACCGGUUCAACAUAAUUCCCCGCGACCACAUCAUCCACCGGUCCACUAUAGUUCACCACCACCGCCACCGGCACAAUAUAGUUCACCACCACCGCCACCGGCACAAUAUAGUUCUCCACCACCCCCUGUCCAUUACAGUUCACCACCACCACCAACCCCUGUUCAUUAUAGUUCUCCGCCGCCACCAGCAUCAUCACCACCCUGCGAAGAAACUCCACCAUCUCCGACCCCUUCCCCACCACCAUCCCCUGUAUAUGAAGGGCCAUUGCCACCUGUCGUCGGAGUCCCGUACUCAUCGCCUCCACCACCACCUUUCUAUUAAUUCUUUUGAGAUGUUCUCUCCUCUAACCUUUCAAUCUCUCUCCAACACAAUUCACACUUGUUUUUGCGGCCAAUUCUUCUACUACACACGGCCCCUUCCUGUGCCUCCUCAAUUAAUCAUGAUCAUGGUAGCGACUCUCGUCGCUUGUGGAGCAAAAUUAAACAUGCUAGAUUAUGACCACUUUGUGCAAUGCAACAUUUGUUCUUAUUUGGAUUUGUAUCAUUAUGUGCUCAAAAGACAUGAAAGUGAGAAGAGGUAGCCGUGUGUUUGCGGGUAAGAGGAGAAAGCUUCUCCAUAUUUUGAUUUGAAUUAUUAUGAAUAUUCCCAGUUGUGAAAUAAAAAAAAAUGCCAAAAAAAAAAAGAAUAGGUUGCAGAGAAAAUUGUAUGUAUAGCAAUCAAUCGGGGACCAUAAGUUUCAUGGCUGCAAAAACCAUUGUAGCGUUAGCACUUCCUGCUACUUCCAUUUCUACUUCCUGGAGUUUAUUGUUAUUAUUAUCUCUCUUAUAUCAUAAUUAAUAUUCUUAUCAUUUUUUAAACUUCUAUACAA
Arachis stenosperma is the source of this 3058-nucleotide messenger RNA. RefSeq names its product leucine-rich repeat extensin-like protein 4. The record is from RefSeq and is a predicted model, not a curated record. Lineage: Eukaryota; Viridiplantae; Streptophyta; Magnoliopsida; Fabales; Fabaceae. Gene Ontology annotation, molecular function: protein binding. The transcript has a single exon. Bases 247 to 2511 code for a protein of 754 amino acids.